This is a messenger RNA of Triplophysa dalaica, 3007 nucleotides long. It is a transcript of the gene mau2, whose product is annotated as MAU2 sister chromatid cohesion factor. Gene Ontology annotation, molecular function: protein binding; double-stranded DNA binding. The transcript is spliced from 19 exons. The record is from RefSeq and is a predicted model, not a curated record. Gene Ontology annotation, cellular component: chromatin; SMC loading complex. The coding region runs from base 26 to 1825 and encodes 599 amino acids. Lineage: Eukaryota; Metazoa; Chordata; Actinopteri; Cypriniformes; Nemacheilidae. Gene Ontology annotation, biological process: maintenance of mitotic sister chromatid cohesion; mitotic sister chromatid cohesion.
ACAAUCUCGAGUUGUUGUUAUUGUGAUGAUGGCGGCGGGCGCGGAGGCUCCGGACUCCUGGUAUUUGGCGCUGCUCGGGUUCGCUGAACACUUUCGGACCUCCAGUCCACCCAAGAUCCGCCUGUGCGUGCACUGCCUGCAGGCCGUCUUUCAGUUCAAGCCUCCGCAGAGGGUCGAGGCCCGGACGCACCUGCAGCUCGGCUCGGUGCUGUACCACCACACGAAGAACAGCGAGCUGGCCCGCACGCAUCUAGACCAAGCGUGGGUCAUCUCGCAGCAAGCGCCGCAGUUUGAAGAUGUCAAAUUUGAGGCUGCCAGUCUCCUCUCAGAGCUUUACUGUCAGCAGAAUCUGGUGGACUCGGCCAAGCCUCUGUUACGGAAGGCCAUCCAGAUCUCACAGCAGACUCCCUACUGGCACUGCAGACUUCUGUUUCAGCUGGCGCAACUUCACACACUCGAGAAGGAUCUUGUGUCGGCGUGUGAUCUGUUGGGAGUCGGUGCUGAAUACGCUCGAGUGGUUGGAUCUGAAUACACCAGAGCUCUCUUCCUGUUGAGUAAAGGCAUGUUGCUGUUGAUGGAGCGGAAGCUGCAGGAGGUUCAUCCGCUCCUGACGCUGUGUGGACAGAUCGUGGAGACAUGGCAGGGAAACCCCAUCCAGAAAGAGUCACUGCGGGUUUUCUUUCUGGUGCUGCAGGUGACGCAUUACCUGGACGCUGGACAGGUGAAGAGUGUGAAGCCGUGUCUGAAGCAGCUCCAGCAGUGUAUCCAGACGAUCUCAACUCUUCAUGAUGAUGAGAUUCUGCCCAGUAACUCGGCCGAUCUCUUCCACUGGCUGCCCAAAGAGCACAUGUGUGUGCUGGUGUAUCUGGUGACGGUUAUGCACUCCAUGCAGGCUGGAUAUCUAGAGAAAGCUCAGAAAUACACAGAUAAAGCCCUCAUGCAGUUAGAGAAGCUCAAGAUGCUGGACUGCAGCCCCAUUCUGUCUUCAUUUCAAGUCAUUCUGUUGGAGCACAUAAUCAUGUGUCGCCUGGUGACCGGACACAAGGCCACAGCGCUACAGGAGAUCUCUCAGGUGUGUCAGUUGUGUCAGCAGUCUCCACGGCUCUUCUCCAAUCACGCUGCUCAGCUUCACACGCUGCUGGGUUUGUACUGCAUCUCUGUGAACUGUAUGGAUAAUGCUGAGGCUCAGUUCACCACCGCUCUCAGGCUGACCACACAUCAGGAGUUAUGGACCUUCAUCGUCACCAACCUGGCCAGUGUUUACAUCAGAGAGGGAAACAGACAUCAGGAGCUCUACAGUCUCUUAGAGAGAAUCAACCCAGAUCACAACUUCCCCGUCAGUUCUCACUGUCUGCGUGCGGCUGCGUUCUACAUCCGGGGCCUUCUGUCCUUCUUCCAGGGUCGGUACAACGAAGCCAAACGUUUUCUGCGCGAGACGCUCAAGAUGUCUAAUGCAGAGGAUCUGAAUCGUCUGACGGCUUGCUCUCUGGUGCUGCUGGGACACAUAUUCUACGUGCUGGGAAACCACAGGGAGAGUAAUAAUAUGGUGGUUCCAGCGAUGCAGCUGGCCAGUAAGAUUCCUGACAUGUCCGUUCAGCUGUGGUCUUCUGCUCUUCUGAAGGAUCUCAACAAGGCUUGUGGGAAUUCAAUAGACGCACAUGAAGCUGCACAGAUGCAUCAGAACUUCUCCCAGCAGCUCUUGCAGGAUCAUAUAGCCGCCUGCAGUCUGCCUGAACACAACCUAAUCAGUUGGACGGACGGACCUCCUCCUGUCCAGAUCCAGGCUCAGAAUGGACCAACGACCAGCCUGGCCAGCCUGCUUUAAACCUCCCGCUGUACAUACACAUCAUACACACAAACACGCUCUGCUGCCAUUGCCCUGCACAUUUUUAUCUUGUAUUAUUGAGAUUUUAACUUAUUGAGUCUGUCGACGGUUCGGCUUGAUGAGAGUGAACAGACGGCGUUCAAACUGAAGGUUCCUCACACAGCUGAUGAUCAGAAGCACACACUUUAUCACAUUAUUCUCUCAUGAAACACAUAAGGAAGACUUUGAGAGGUGUGACGGGAGAGGGCGGAACUGAGAGAUGAAGAAAAUGUCCGGUAGGGUAUGGUUCUAAUAGACGGUUGUUUCUGCUCACCAUCACACAGCUAGACCGUGCGGGCGAGAGAGAGAGAGAAUGUGUGACAUCGUUUGUUUCAGUACAUGGAAAUGAAAGCACAUGGUAACACAGAGUGUUGUUAUAGCAUUAUAUUCUUAUUUUUUUAACUGCGCUGGGAGACUCUGUGGUCGUCAUGGUCUGGUCUUGGGUUACUGAAGGACACAACUUUGCAACGUAAUUAAACUGUUGUUGUGUUUGAAGCGGUGAAAUUCACACGCAGUGAACCUUUCUUUUUUUUGUCAUGAUCUCUUGUCAUGUGUUAUGAUGUGUGCUGGUCAUUUAUUGAACCAAACGGAUCUGAAAUCAGCCGCUGUGUCUUCACAAAACACUGUGUAGAGAUGUGGAGGAAGGGAUGGAGUGGACAUCAGAGCGACUCUUGUCUAUUGCAUGUUUAUGAGGGAAUCCGGUCCGUCUGUAGUUGAGAUUCUCAGGACAGAACCUUUCUUUUAUUCUUCAUUAUUUUAAUCCACGACUUCGUCUUCAUCUCUGUAAAAACCUCGUGGGGACACUCUUGUUUUCCUCUGUAGUUUUAACAAAUACAUUUAUUGAAUUUUGUAAAGUUUGAAUAUUUAUAUACCGCAUUUAACAAUAUUAUAAUCUUUGUCAUUAUUUUGAUUUGGAAUAGCAUUUGAUUGUAUAAAUGUGAUGAAGCUGUUGUUUGUUGGUCUAGUUUAACACACACACACAAACACUUACACGUGUUGUGACAUUGGAUCAGCUGUAAUUCUGACCCCAGAUCAGCUCAGCUGUUCCCGUUGGCUCCUAAUAACUGUAUUUUUAAACACUUAUAUUUUUUCUUUGUGUUGGCUUUGAAAUCAUCAUUUUUUAUAAAUAAAAUCAGACAAGUA